AUCGGAUCCUUUGGUGGAUUUAUUGUCCAUCAAAUUGGUGCUCUCAUUGAGAGUUCGAGAAUCAUACUCAGAGGAAACCCUCCAUUAAGACGAUGGUGCAAACACGCAGUAACGCCAAUGUGGGUACCGGAGUUCCCCAACAGGGGGAGAACAGCACCACUGGAGGUCGGAACCCUCCCAUUACCACCGGAGAGGCUGAGGCCCUCAUUCAGAGGGUUGGAAUCACGGCCGAACAAUUCAAAGAGGUGCUGGCCGCACUUGCACCCAACCGCGAGGUUGUGGUAGAAGAAGUGGCUGGGGGACCCACAGGCGGGAAGGCUGGACCCGCGGGCUCCCAAGGGAAAAAGAAGAAAGUAAGGCGAUCCCGGAAGAAGAAGGCGACCAAGCCUAAUGGGAAAGCCGUGAUGGCGGAUGCGCUUUCCAGGUUGGACGAAGAGGACGAGUCGUCCUCCUUUGAGCGGAUGUCUGCCUUUGACCGUUUGGGAGACCCCAAGUCAAAGAAGCCUCGGACCUCUGCGUUCGAACGGUUGCAGGACACUCGGUCGGCCCGAAAGGGCGACUCGAGGGAUGCGCUCAAGGAGAAAAGGGGGGAGUCCACAGCGACCUCCAAGAUCGAUCCCGAGGAGCGACGGACGACGGUCGAAGGCAAAGGCGCAGCCGAGCUGUGGAGAAUGUACGAGCAACUGGAGAAGCGGCUGGACGCCCAGAACCCCUACCGCCAGGCGGUCUUCAGCGAGGUAACACCCUUCUCCAGGAGGAUAAUGUCUUGUCCUCUCCCGGAUAAUUUCAAAACUCCCCAAAUCAAGGCGUACAACGGGACGACUGAUCCCCAGGACCACCUCGCCCGCUUCGGGGCUAACGUGGUCAUCACUAGGAAGUAAUUAUGUUAAGUAUAGAGUCUCUACAGAUAUCAAAUGAUGUCUAGACUUUUUAUCAGUCUGUUAUUAUAACUCAAUUUAUAUAACCCAAUUUACAUAUUUUCGAUAACUGUCUGACCGGUCCUGGUGAGACAUUCGAUAUGAGAUUGAUCUUUUUCUUUUUAAAAAUUAUGAAAUGACAAUAGACACAUGGCCACCAAUAGACCACGUCCCCCAACGGAUAAGGACAAAGUUAAGGAAGAAUAGGUAUAGCUACUCUGCCUGUGCACACACAUAAUAACAACUCAUAUCCCCU
Molecule: messenger RNA, 1173 nt
Organism: Cuscuta campestris
Lineage: Eukaryota; Viridiplantae; Streptophyta; Magnoliopsida; Solanales; Convolvulaceae
Source: the annotation of a GenBank genome assembly